Messenger RNA from Penicillium crustosum, 1230 nucleotides. RefSeq names its product tyrosinase family protein. Lineage: Eukaryota; Fungi; Ascomycota; Eurotiomycetes; Eurotiales; Aspergillaceae. Bases 1 to 1230 code for a protein of 409 amino acids. Gene Ontology annotation, molecular function: oxidoreductase activity. The record is from RefSeq and is a predicted model, not a curated record. The transcript has 2 exons.
AUGGUUGCCGUUUCCAUACUCGCUUUGGGAGCUUUGUUCGCACAGGCGUGGGCUAUGCCCGCUGCCGUGGAGAGUGUCGUGAGCGCUGCCACCCCCACCACUGCGUCCACCUCCCUGCCAGUCGCUGAGUCCCAGCUUGAUAGCCUGGCUGGGCUGGCAUACAACACCACCCUCGAGAAUGUCUCGGGCGACUCGGACAUUGAGAAGCGUGGUGGCUGUUCAUUGCGUAGUCUGCGUAUUCGUCGCGAUUGGAGGACUUUCUCUAGCAGCCAGAAGAAGUCCUACAUCAAGUCCAUCCUUUGCCUCCAGGGGUUGCCCUCGCUCACUCCAUCCGACAAGGCCCCUGGUGCGCGCUCCCGUUACGAUGACUUCGUCGCUACUCAUAUCAACCAGACCAUGGAGAUCCACUACACGGGAACUUUCCUGGCGUGGCACCGGUACUACAUCUGGAACUUCGAAGAAGCCAUGCGCAACGAGUGUGGCUACACCGGCGACUACCCUUACUGGAACUGGGGCGCUGACGCCGCAAACCUGGAAAAAUCCCAAGUCUUCGACGGCAGCGACACUUCGAUGUCCGGUAACGGAGCCUACAACAAGUCCGUUGGUGACAUUGAGCUGACCCUGGCCAACUAUCCGGUAAUUCACCUGCCUACCGGCAACGGAGGCGGCUGCGUCACCAGCGGUCCUUUCAAGAACUACUCUGUCAACCUGGGCCCGAUGGCACUGAUGCUUCCCGGAGGUGAAACCGCAAGCGCCGCCAACCCACUCGCAUACAACCCCCGCUGUCUGAAACGCGAUCUAAGCUCCAAGAUCGUCCAGGACUACGCUAACUUCACCGCGAUUGUGGACCUGAUUCUGCGCCACGACAACAUCUACGACUUCCAGAUGAACAUGCAGGGUGUUCCCGGAAGCGGCAAUAUCGGUGUUCACGGUGGUGGUCACUACUCUAUGGGCGGUGAUCCUUCUCGUGAUGUAUUUGUUAGCCCUGGUGACCCUGCUUUCUGGCUCCACCACGGUAUGAUUGAUCGCACUUGGUGGAUCUGGCAGAACUUGGACCUCCACAAGCGGCUGAAUGCUAUUUCUGGCACUGGCACUUUCUUGAACGGGCCCCCUUCUCCUAACACUACUCUUGACACGCUCAUUGAUAUUGGUUAUGCUGGUGGCGAGACUAUUGCUAUGCGGGAUCUCAUGAGUACCAUUUCUGGUCCUUUCUGCUACAUCUACCUGUAA